Molecule: messenger RNA, 5193 nt
Organism: Camelus dromedarius (Arabian camel)
Lineage: Eukaryota; Metazoa; Chordata; Mammalia; Artiodactyla; Camelidae
Gene: MAB21L3
Product: mab-21 like 3
Exons: 7
Coding region: 3907-5193 (428 amino acids)
Source: RefSeq, a predicted model, not a curated record
UAUGCUCUUAAGCAUCCUCUGCUUUUCCAUAAUUAGAGUGCUUAUUGUGUAAUUUAAUCAAUGGUGAUGUCUUCCCUAAUAAGCCAUCAGCUCUAUGAAAACUGGUUCCAUGUCUUUCUCUUUUCCUACUACAGGCCAGCCUAUAGGACUGAACCCAGUGUGUCAAUAGGCACUUGGAGAUUUUUGAAGGAAUGCGUGAAUCCCUCACCACUCUUUCAUGUGAGCUUAGUUGCUACAUUAAACUCAAAAGCAAACAAGGGCUGUAUCUUAUUCAUUUUAGUAACUCUAAGAACUGGCAUGGUAUUUGGGACAUGGUAGGCACUUGUUAAAUUUUUGAAUGAACGAAUACCUAGACGCAAGGCAGUCAAGACUGGCUUAUCUGGCCUAUCAAGGAAUGUGCUCCAACGGGAUACUCUUCCCUGAGAUCAAUUUGAGAAGAGGGUCUGUGGAUUACUUAGCUCUGAGAAAGCUACUUAUAGGUGGCUAGAAAAACCUUCAUUCCACACUAACAUCCGUAUUACCUAAUCUCACUAUUUUGUGCAAAAGGGAGAGUUAGGAUUAGAGUAUGUUCAACAGAGAAAUGGUCCCUUUUAACAAGGUCUAAAGUGUCUGCCUUAAAAAUAGAAGUUAGCAAACAGGUAUGGAUUAUCAAGUAGUGAUCUGGCUCAUGUAUUUAUAGACAUUACCAAGAUACCAUUUAUCCUACUGAGUGGUAGAAUAAAUAAAUUAGGUGAUUUUUUUUUAUAACCAAGACAUCUCCCUGACCCCAUAGGGAGGCAAUCUACUGUAUGAUUUUCUUUGGAGGAAUUUUGGUGUAACCAUCAAUGUUGUAACAUUCAGAUCUCCUAAAAUAAUUCAUCUAGUGGAAACAGCAUGUAAAAGAUUCAGAAAUGCCGUCAAUUUUAUUCUAGGCAUUUGCGAGAACAGCAUAUUAACAAUGAAAGUCGUUUGGAGUUAGAUCAACGUCUAGAUUUCCGUGUUUGCUAGGUGUUCAGAAGCUGGCUCUCACAUGUUGACUAAAACAUAAGUUGCCCUUAUUUAUCGGAGGAAUGCUAUUUCAGAGAAAUGAAUAAAUACCCGAAAACAACUCAGAGUAAAGCCUAAGGGGAAAGUUGGGCAGUUAGGCUACUUGUAUUUGCUUCUCCAUCCUGCCAUGUACAGAAGCUAUUUAUGAAUUGGUAAGUAGGUUCCAAAAUGUCUUCAAGGCCAGAAAGUGCAUUCAGAUGCUGUUGAGCUAUAGGAUCUAUUGGGAUUGAUUUGCCAAUAUCAAAGCAGAGUCAUAGCAAAGCAAAUGCAUUUCUCACAGUGAAAGAAUUUAUGAUCUUCCCAAUCCAGCCCAUCAGGGGGGAGAUGAGGCUUGAUAAAGGUUCAACUGAUAAAGGAAAGAAUAAAUAGGUAAAAAGUUGAAGACCUGGACAGUGGCAGAGAAUUUGGGGGGAUGGGGAGCAAAGGUAGUGUUGUUUUGUGGAACAAAGUAUUUGAGCUAAGCAGAGGUAUAAAACAUUAACAAAUUUAGUUGACACAGGUGUCAUAAAAUGACAUCUGAUGUGAAAUGAAGUAACUACCUAGGCUUUGUAUUUCUUUCAAACCACCCCCAAAAGUUUCAAGUUUAUCCUAGAAAAUGUACACAAAAGAUUUCGUUAAUUAGUUUCUUAUAUUCAAGAGAUUAUUUCAGGGAAAAAAAUCAUUUACUCAUGAGUACCUACUGUGUGCUAUGUCUUAUUCUCGGUGCUGAGUUAAAAAAGAGAACAUGUAUUGAGCAACAUUCUAAAUAGUUUCUAUUUCUUGGCACAUCCAGUCCUCAGAAGAAAACUAUGAACUGUGUAUUAUUAUUGAAUCCAUUUUAUGGGUGAGAAAACUGAGGCCCAAGUUAAGUCACCUUCCCAAGUCAGGCAACUAACAGUUGGCAAGGCCUGGAUUAUCUGACUUCAGAGGUCACUUUUGAAGUGACUAAGCUAUACUGCUAUGAUUCUGGAAGGGUUCUUGAAUUUUAGCCAGGCCUUGUUUUUACCGUGGGCUGUUUGAUGAUAAUGAUGCUGACUACCAUGCAUAGAGUGUCACUGUAUUAAUACAUUGUAUGGGUAUGUCCUGCAAGUCUCAUGACAGUGCAGUUAGGUCGGUGUGUAUAAUCCCUGCUCUGCUGAUGAAAACAACGAAGCUUGGGGGCAUUUAAGUAACUUUCUCAAGGUCACAGCUAGUCAGAGGUGGUGCUGGGUCUAGAUCCCAUUUUGUCUUAUGCUAAGGCCCAUGCACUUAAUUACCCCUCCUGGUCUGCCUCCUGUGAAAGAGAGUUAAUUCAAGAGAUGAGGAGGCAUUCUGUUUCAAGGUCUAUUAGAAACAGCUCCACCUUCUCUCUGGCUUUCUGGACAAGCACAGUGAAUUGAAAAGAACAGAUGCCGGUGGAACCCUUACGAAGCCAAGGCUCAGGCAUUUCGAUUAGGCUCUUUCUGGCGGCAGAUCAUUUUAAGGGUUCUAAUUAGUUAAUAAAUUCUCCCUGUACUCUAGAACCAUCGAGAUUUUUUUCUUCUUUCCAGAACUACAUCAAUAAAGGACUACAUGUCAAGUCAAAAAUAUGGAUUGAAAAGCUCAUGGAGAUGCAGACUCCUCAUUCAUGAGCCAAAUCCAGUUCUGAUCUCAUAGAGAAGAUGGACAAAUUCUCCACAUCUCUGGAGUACCCUUUGCGAUUACUUACUCACUUUGGGGCACCUAUUGACCUACCAUUCCACCAAAUACAUUUGAGAAAAAUUCACUGAGCUCCUACUGUGCACCAGGCAUUGUCGUAGGGUUGGAGUUGUCAAAGAUCAGUGAGGUGGGUUUCUCAAGCUGUCAGCUUUUCCAGAGUCUUUGACCUAAAUGAAUAUAGGGGGAUUUAAUUAAGUAUUACAAAGGUGAAAGGGCUUUGGUGAAAUUAGAGCCUCUGGGAUCCAAGUUUGGGAAACUGGCUAGUGACAGAAAUGGAUUUCUUUUCCAAUGAAGAGCUUCUUGAGAAGUGAGGUCUUAGGCUGAGACUUUUGAUAGUGAUUUCAAGGAAAUCUAAGUCACAUAACUUCUAAGCUAUCUCUCACCCUAUGCUUUUAUUUAUGCCAAUAAUUAAUUAACAGCCUGUUAUCUGGGGAGAGGAAGUUUCCUAUCAGCAAAGGGACACAUAAACGUUUCCUCUUGCAAAUACUCUUUAACUUUAUCAGAUUAGCCACAUUUCAAAGUCCAAUGUAAAGACCGGGCCUUCCCGACUGCUACCAUUUUUUUUUUCCACAUACCUCAUUAAACAUCUUUAUUUGAUACUUAAUGACUUAGCUUUGGAAUAGUUCAAAGUUGUCCCCAAAGAAAUUUUAAGUACCCUCUGAAGUCUUCACAGUCUCACAUGAAUAUGGUUUCAGAAUCAGAGAGACAUUCUCAUUUUCCUCUUCUUUAACAUAAAAUGUUAAUAAUACCAUCUUUAUUUUAAGUCCUUGUGCUGAUUACUAAGUAAUAUAUAUGUAAAACUCCAGCCACCAAAUAGGGAAGACUUCAAUAAAUUCUGUCACUUAGAAACUGCCAAAGAAUUUAAAACAAGGAUUCAAUACACAUUUUUUAAAGUGUUUAAAAAAAAGUGAACUCUCAUGGUGCCAUUUUUUUUGGUCCCAAAAAUGAAAUUGACAUGGAGUGUUUCAAAAAAAACAUAUUUGAAAUCUGCUCCAGUUCAUUUGCUGCCUAAUUAUGUAACUGAGGAAGGAAGACCACUUCCCUCUUUAUCGUCCUUGAAGAUCUGUAAGUGCCCUUCCCCCAUUCCCCUCCCACUUGCCUGAGGAAUCUUGGGUGGGGGAGGAGGCAGUAGCCUCCUCUUGGGAGGAGAGGAAGGACUAUAAAAACCAUUUUCUCCAGCCCUGGAUAGCAGAUCUUUUUCCCUUUUGGAACCAGCUUGGAAGGAUGAAAGAUGGAUACUUGCAAUUUGGAAAUGAAAACUGGAGUGAAGAAUUAAGAAGUCAAGUCUCUGGUCCACGUACACAUUCCUGGAGAAAUUCAGCACCCAGAGACCAGCAUCACUGGGAAAGCUACCCAAAAGUGCGGCUUCCACAGGGAGAAAACCAGCACGUUGCUGUCCCGCUCAGGACGGACCAAGAAGCCAUGAAAUCCCUGACUGAAGAAAACUUAGAAGAUUGCCUACUGAAUAAGGUGGACUUGAGGCGCCAGUGGAUUUCCCAGAUGGUGGAGGAGGUGCAGAAAGUUGUCCAUCAUCUGACCACAGAAGUCAGCCACCAAGACAUUAGAUUUCAAGCCAUUCCUUAUUCUGACACAUACAAUGAAAACAUUAAGGUUUUGGCCCCCACGCAGUUCCUCAUCACCGUCCCAGUGAAAGGCCUGGCGGGCUACCGGGAGGCCCGGCAGCAGCGCUGGCGCUACUACACCCUGCGGGGCGCCCGGCUCCCCUGCCCCCUGCGGGACCCGGAGCGCCUGCAGCAGUGGCUGGAGGUGGAGCAGUUUGCCAAGAGCCUGUGGCAGUGGCACGAGGCCGACGUGACCAUCGAGGGAGACAUCGUGCCCGCCAAGGUCCUCCAGGUGUUCCGGAAACUUGUGGAAAACGCCAUAGAAACCUGUCCCUUGUCAGGUAAGGUCAGCAUGCUGACGGACAGCACUGUGGUUCGCGUUGCCGUGGAAACAUCCUCAGGUCAGGUGGAAGUAGAGCUGACCCCCUCAGUGGAGAUCCCCACCGCCUGGUCCAAGAAAGCCCAGUGGCCUUCGUGUCUGAAGCGCUGGCCUGCCCCAGAGAGAGUGCAGUGCGUCAAGUCAUUUGGGUUUAGCUUGUUGGCCUGUUCAAACUAUCACUGGCAGCUGAGCUUCCUGCGGGCCGAGCAGGUGCUGCUGGAGCAGCUGGAUGAGGACGGGGGCUGCCGCAGGAAGUGCUUUCAGGCCCUGCGGCAGAUGAAGGAAGACGUCUGGUGUCCCGGGAAGAGGCCUGUUCUCACGUCCCACCACCUGCAGACAGUGCUCUUCUGGACUUGCGAGAAGUAUCCCGACCCGAAGGACUGGCGGGUCUUCAGCAAAGCGUUCCUGCGCCUGGUGAGGAAGCUGCACAAGUGCGUGAGCCAGCACUUCCUGAAGCACUACUUCGUGCGCAAGGGCAACCUCCUGCAGUACGCCAGCCCGGCCAAGCUGGACGCCGUGGCCCAGAAGCUGGCCUCCUUCCUGAAGGACCCCCGGAUCAGCCUGCCUUGA